Molecule: messenger RNA, 678 nt
Organism: Habropoda laboriosa
Lineage: Eukaryota; Metazoa; Arthropoda; Insecta; Hymenoptera; Apidae
Exons: 2
Coding region: 1-678 (225 amino acids)
Source: RefSeq, a predicted model, not a curated record
AUGUUCGUCUCGUGUGGUUACCUGUUGAUUUCGGUACUCGCUGUCGUCUCUGGUGCGCCUAAAAGAACCAUCAGAUCGACACUGCCAAUGUGGCAUCUGCCUUGUGGUGAUCAAAUAGAAAUCGAACAAGUACCAGCUUCGUUGGUGAACGUGGAGAAAGAAGUCAGGAUCAGCAUAGAAAGCCUGAGGUUGCAGCAUCGGGUAGCCAUGGACGACUACUUGAAUCGCGACUACGAGUACCUGUACGAAAGGGUACGAAUCGGCGUCCACGAGCAUCAGUACAUCCCGAACUGGGUCCCAAGCAAGAAAGACGUGAACACGAUCAAGAAACUAACCCACGCUACUCCGCAAACGAUCGCCAAUCACUUUCCAAAGCUACACCUAGAUCUUCAGAAGUUCGCGGUUGCUUUCGAAGAAUUGGUGGACGACGAGACGAAUCCAAGGAUCUACGAAGCUCUCAAGGCGACUCAAUCCUACCUGAUGAUGAUGUUGUGCGAAGUGGAAAGCUAUAUCAUCGCUCUGCCAGACCUUCGAGUCCCGUCGCGAGUGGAAAGGAGUAUCAUGAGCAACACCGAAAGGGAACCUGUCGACGACACCAGAAGGCUUGUCCGUGACUGGGGUGUGCUUCUCAAGUACAGGGAUUAUCUUCACGCAUGGAGGCACGUUUUCGAUUAUUAG